Gymnodraco acuticeps is the source of this 742-nucleotide messenger RNA. Its product is annotated as casein kinase I-like. Lineage: Eukaryota; Metazoa; Chordata; Actinopteri; Perciformes; Bathydraconidae. Gene Ontology annotation, cellular component: cytoplasm; nucleus. Gene Ontology annotation, molecular function: ATP binding; protein serine/threonine kinase activity. The record is from RefSeq and is a predicted model, not a curated record. Gene Ontology annotation, biological process: peptidyl-serine phosphorylation; endocytosis; signal transduction. The transcript is spliced from 4 exons. Bases 383 to 742 code for a protein of 119 amino acids.
CGAGUAUGACUCAAGAUGACUAAUAGUAGAUCAAUGGAUAAUUAAUGAAUGGUAAACAUGUAUAAAGGAAGGAGCAUUUAGCUGUGACGUUUUUUCAUAAAUGACUGAGCCCUGACAUCCCCAGAAUGACAUCAUCGCGUAGUGACCGCGCGCGGUGUUAAGUAACGGGAGGGGGAGACAGAGCAACGGCUGCUGGAGCUUCUCAGGGACUAUCAACAGGGAGAGCAACCGACCACAGAGCUCAAAGCUGGGGGUAUGAGAUCCGCCAGAAUCCACUCCCAUCCUCCUUUACUCGGGCUUCUGUCCCACUGACAACCAUCGGAUCAGAACAUCCACCGAACCAGCUCUCGGACGAACCCAAUAUCGGUGACAACUCGCAAACAUGGAGCUGAGAGUGGGGAACAAGUACCGGCUCGGGCGGAAGAUAGGGAGUGGCUCCUUUGGCGACAUUUACCUUGGUGCCAACAUCGCCACAGGGGAGGAGGUAGCCAUCAAGCUGGAAUGUGUGAAGACCAAACACCCCCAGCUGCACAUUGAGAGCAAGUUCUACAAGAUGAUGCAAGGAGGAGUGGGUAUCCCAUCGAUAAAGUGGUGUGGUGCAGAGGGAGACUACAACGUGAUGGUGAUGGAGCUGCUCGGCCCCAGUCUGGAGGACCUUUUCAACUUUUGCUCCCGGAAGUUCAGCCUGAAGACCGUUCUGCUGCUGGCCGACCAGAUGGUACGACACAAAACCUUCAUGUGA